AUGCUUGCAAAGACCGCCCGCGCUAGCGCACUGCGUUCCUGUAUGCGCUCAUUUGCCUCGUCUGCAGCGAGAUGCCAGGCAACUCCUAUCGAGAAACCUGUGCUAAACAAGGAAUUCAAAAUCUAUCGCUGGAACCCAGAUGAACCUGCGACGAAACCCACUCUACAAUCCUACGUUAUUGAUCUCAACCAAACUGGGCCCAUGAUUCUCGAUGCGCUCAUCAAAAUCAAGAACGAAAUCGACCCCACGCUUACCUUCCGUCGUUCAUGCAGAGAGGGUAUCUGUGGUUCUUGCGCGAUGAAUAUCGACGGUCAAAAUACCCUCGCCUGUCUCUGUCGCAUAGACAGAAACCCGAGCAAAAACUCCAAGAUUUAUCCACUUCCUCACAUGUAUAUCGUGAAAGACCUGGUUCCCGACCUCACGCUAUUUUACAAGCAAUACAAGUCCAUUAAGCCCUACCUCCAGAACGACAACUUACCCGAGCAGGGCGAGUUCUUGCAAACGCAGGAAGACCGCAAGAAGCUCGAUGGUCUGUAUGAGUGUAUUCUAUGUGCAUGCUGCUCGACAAGUUGUCCAUCGUACUGGUGGAAUCAAGAUGAAUACUUGGGUCCUGCAACGCUGAUGCAGGCGUACCGCUGGAUUGCGGACUCUCGUGAUUCAUACAGCUCCCAGAGAAAGGAGCAACUCCAGAACGAGAUGAGCAUGUACCGUUGCCACACAAUCUUUAAUUGCGCACGUACCUGCCCCAAGGGUCUUAACCCUGCAGAGGCCAUUGCGAAGAUCAAGCUUGAGCUGGCAGCCGAAUAA
Molecule: messenger RNA, 807 nt
Organism: Suillus bovinus
Lineage: Eukaryota; Fungi; Basidiomycota; Agaricomycetes; Boletales; Suillaceae
Product: iron-sulphar subunit protein of succinate dehydrogenase
Exons: 6
Coding region: 1-807 (268 amino acids)
Biological process (GO): tricarboxylic acid cycle; aerobic respiration; respiratory electron transport chain
Cellular component (GO): mitochondrial membrane
Molecular function (GO): 2 iron, 2 sulfur cluster binding; electron transfer activity
Source: RefSeq, a predicted model, not a curated record